Molecule: messenger RNA, 1166 nt
Organism: Aspergillus pseudonomiae
Lineage: Eukaryota; Fungi; Ascomycota; Eurotiomycetes; Eurotiales; Aspergillaceae
Exons: 1
Coding region: 152-853 (233 amino acids)
Source: RefSeq, a predicted model, not a curated record
GUCGCAAUUUGAGACAUCAAUCUAAACCUUCCGCUAAUACAACUGUAGGUCUCUGUUGUAUUACAUUUUCCUGGCAGUUACCAUACUAUUCACUUAUAUACUGCGCGACAGUCAGCACCCCCACGCCAGAGAAGAUUUACACCAUCUCAGCAUGGCAGCGACCUUCUUCGCAACGCUCAUACCCGGCGACGGCCCCUGCAAUUACGCCAAGUUCAUGACUAAAAUGUGUGCCAACUUCGAGCGAGUAGCCCGGACAGUCCUUGAGCGAGAACAAAAGGCGCUCAAGUCAAGCGAUAAACCUCACCAGCCCGGGGCGCCAUCCGUGACCACCUCACCCAAGGAGCAAGUAUCCUAUUCGCCCUCUGCCGGCAACAUUGACAUCCCUCAACUCGAAGGCCUCCCACACAUCAACUCGUCGGGUUAUGUUGUUCCUGAGAGCCCUAGCGCUGCUUCGGUAGACGCCCCCACUGGGGACCAAUCUACUGUGAACGAUCCCCUCUUAGGCGGGUUCUCAGUGAGCCAGCCACAUGAAAGCACAAGUGCAACGAUCCAGCCGAGCUACCCCUAUCCUAUGGGCGACACUUUUCCGGCCUCUAUGGCCGACAACAUACACCAGCCAGAACUGUGGCAAAUUCCAAUGACGGCUGACUGGGAGUUUGGCAGUCAGUUCCUGAGCCUUUUCGGUCCACAAUUAUUUGCUCAAGGGGGUAGCGAUGUCAUGUCGGCAAUGGCCGGGAUGACAGCACCACCAAUGCCUUCGGCGCCAAUGAACAUGGGGUUCGACUACGAGAAUUCCGAUAAUGUGGAGGGCUAUCCCCCAUGGAUGCCCCGGGGAUUCAUGAACCUCUUCUAAUCAAUCGACCAGCAGGGGACUGAACCCUUGUUUUGAUCACUGAGAAUGCAGUUUCAGCGACAUCUUGCAUCCUGCUCUAGUAUUCGACGUGGGACGCCCAUCGAUAUCGAGCCAUAAGCAGAUAUGAUGUAUAUACAUUUGUCUGUAUCCUAACGAAUUGACGACAAUUAAUACCGGUCACUCCAUUCUAAAAUCAUGAUAGCAGCAUCUUCCCAAUACCCACUGUAUAUAUCAAAUUGAAGAACAGUUACCACAGUCUGUACCCUUCGGGCGAAUCGAAGCCUGUCGAAAACACAUCUUCCAGAAUCAAGGA